This is a messenger RNA of Camponotus floridanus (Florida carpenter ant), 7481 nucleotides long. RefSeq names its product AT-rich interactive domain-containing protein 2 (gene Bap170). Gene Ontology annotation, biological process: regulation of DNA-templated transcription. The record is from RefSeq and is a predicted model, not a curated record. The transcript has 17 exons. Gene Ontology annotation, molecular function: DNA binding. Gene Ontology annotation, cellular component: SWI/SNF superfamily-type complex. The coding region runs from base 1346 to 6898 and encodes 1850 amino acids. NCBI's taxonomy places the organism in Eukaryota, Metazoa, Arthropoda, Insecta, Hymenoptera, Formicidae.
CCAUUUUGAAAGUAAAAAUACUGUGCGGUCGAGGAUUUUCGUCGGGACGGGUAGAAAAGGCGCCGAGGUAAAAAAGCCGUGGGACACGCCGCGUAUGAGUCGGGGCCUCUACUGGCGAGUGGCCGCGCGUAAAAUGACGUAGAGCGUCGCGUCGGACGUCAGCGCGCGCGCUGCCGACGUGUGUGGUGAGCGGAAACGGUGCGCGGUGUGUAUACCGUCGCGGCGCAGCGUCGUAGCGAUCGGCGGUAGCGUACGGGAAAUUGGCCGCGGUGGCUUCGCCAAUGGAUGCCAGGCAGCACGGGACGCCAUUUUGAUAUACGGGCGCACGUCAAGCGCUUCGGCUCUCGCAAGUGAAACGCGCUCCGCGAGUCGCUCUCCGCCGGCCUGCGUAGGACACGCGCGGAGCCGAAUUCGGGCGUUACGCGAGAGAGCUAGCCGGGCAUCGCGGGCGGACCGAUGCGUGGUGCGUGGCGCAACGGAUCCCGUGAGUUUCGUUGACAAGUGACAGGUGAAUCGAUCGGGGCCUACGAGAGAGAAAGAAGGAGAGAACGAGAGAGAGAGAAAGAGCGAGAGAGGAAGGCUCCUCGCUGUUCGUCGCGUUUGUUGCGUACCGAAAGCGGAGCGGAGCGGAGCGGAGCGGAGCAGUACUGUGUCGUGCUGUGGCGUGCCGUACCGUGGCGUACUGUGCCGUACUGUACCGUGUCGUCUCGCGCCCCCCGCGUAAGUACGCGAGUACGACUAUCGCGAGCACGACCAUCUCGGCGGUGCGCUCGGAUUUUUUCUCGCACGCGGCGCGAGGGGACCUCGCUCGGACGCCCGUGAGAGCGUUAUACGCCGUUACGCGGCGAGCAGGCGAUCCGGGGGCGGCGGUACGGCAGGAAAAAGCCGCCGCCGCCGUCGUCGUCUCGUUUCGCGCGCGCGAGCGAGAGAGCGAGUGAGCGAGUGAGAGAGGAGAGGCGGAGAAAGAGCGUACGGAAGAAAGAAGGGAGGGAGACGGGGAGAGAGAGAGAGACAGAGUGAGAGAGAGACGGAAUACGCCAACGAAGAGGCCACCGGCCGACUUCGGUGCACGGGACAAGACGACCCGAUGUCGGGAGCGGGUCGCGACCCCGUGUCGACCCGCGGUCGUCCUCGUCCUCGAGUAAGAGCAACGACGACGACGACGACGACAGCAACAGCUGCAGCGGCAGCAGUAGCGGCAGGACGCUCCUCGCGUAAAUGUGCCCCCGUGCGCGCCCAUGUGCUGCACCUCCUUCUACUUCUCUGCCCGCUGCCCCUGCGUGCCCUGUAAACCCGGAGCACAUCAUCCCGAUUAGCACGCCCGCGCGCACUUGUACCCGCGAACAUGGCCAAGAUCCUCAACAAGGACCCCGUCACGUACGAGAAGGAGAGGGAGAACUUCCUAAAGGACCUCCGACACUUCCACGAGACUCGAGGGACGCUCUUCAAGAAGACUCCGAAGAUCAACGGGAAAGACAUAGAUCUAUAUUUGCUGUACGUUGUGGUAACUGCUCAUGGAGGAUGGAUUAAGGUCAAUACUAGAAAUGAAUGGGCAUCGUUGUGCGAACAAUUUCACUUGCCCGGCGGUUGCAUCAACAGCGGGGUCGGCCUUAAACAAAUUUACCUACGGUAUCUGGAUAGGUACGAAAAGGUCCACUUCCUAGGCGAGGAUGGUCAACAGGCUGACGACGAUGACGAGGAUUCCAGACACCGGAAGUGGUCAGCCAGAGCACUGCACUCUGUUCCUCUAACUUAUAAUCAUCAUCAGCACAACAUCGCAGAAUCUCUGCGAGACUACAACGGACUCUCGGCGGAUCUUUACAAGCCCUCGAAUUACGACAAGCUCGCGCUGUCGCUUCUGUCGCCGUUGCCAAACGAGCAAGACUUUGCCAUCAACGUUUGCACCCUUUUGUCGAACGAGGGCAAGCACACCCUACGGCUGGACAAGUAUCCCCGACUAGUGAACAUUCUCCUCGCACACGCCGGUGUCUUCGACUCGCCCGGUACCCGGCAACUCUUCAUCGAGGUGUACUCGCGCGUCCGCAAUUACUCGAUCAACUCCUUCUGGUCGGAUGUGCUCGAUUCCCAAGAUGUGAUAGACCUCACGAACGAAAGGACCUUUAUGCAGAAGCCACCCACCAGUCUGCCGACGUUCUCCAGACGGAAGACUUUAGAGAAGGAGAAGGAGGGCAAGCAACAGGAUGUCGGUGCGUCGACGACAGAAAACGAGGAGCCGCCGCCACUGAUUGAUAUCGAUGGGAUACUUCCGGAUUGCCCACGGUUGGAUCUUCUUGCGUCGGACGAAAGUCUGAGAGAUCAAAACCAAAAUUCCAUCAAAUUCGAAGAGGAGGAUAAGGAUCUGUUCUGCGUUGGUAGGACGUUAGGUACGCAAGAUCCGUACGGUCAGCGUGUGCUGCAGAUCGCAUCGAUCCUGCGGAAUCUCAGCUUCACGCCGGAGAACGCAGUGAUAUUAGGCAGGAAUCGGUGUUUCCUGCGAUUUGUCCUAUUAUGCGUGAGAGCGAGAUGGAGCAAUUUACAUCAGCUCGGCUUCGAUAUACUAGGGAACAUAGCGAACGAAAUUAUUCUAAAGGAGGCCGGGGAGAGGAUAACGGAUGUCGUUCUGUCGUGCGUGGCCAUGGGAAUCGAGUCUCAGGACAGGUUUAUCGUUAUAUCUUGCCUGGAGGUGCUUAACAAGAUUAGCCAGCAGGACAUCAACGAAGAGAUCGUCACAUUUGGUUUGGCAGACAACGUGUAUGAACUUAUAUGCAGAUUUUUAGCCCUGAGCGAUAUAGCCCUCUUAGUGUAUACACUAGAAUGUUUAUACGCUUUAACAUCGCUGGGUGAGAGACCGUGCACAAGUGUCGCGCGAGUUCGCGGUGCCAUUGACACUCUGGUCGCUCUCGUCACCGUGGAGGCGCAAAGUUACGGCCCAAAGGCUUGUAUUCUCAUGCGAGUAGUCGAGACAGUAUCCACAGUGGCGGCGCAACAAAACAAUGCUGUGCAGGGCUCCGUCCCCGCUACCCCCACCACGCCAGCCUCAACGACUACGUCCGCAUCUACUCCGUCUACUCCAGCGACGGUCACCGCAACCGUCACCGCGGCACCUGCCAGUCCGGCAUCAUCUCGACCUACAACUCCCGCCGCGACCUCAACCAAGUCGACAACGCACAAAGCAGUGGAGGCGUCUAAUGCGAUUCAACAGCAAAAUGCGCAUCAGCAAAUCAUUCAGGAGAACGAGCAGUUUGCUUUAAACUGGGUAAGAGCGACUUUCGAGCUCGCACCCGGUAUACGCAUCGAGCAGGAGGAGUUGUACAAAAAGUAUCUCGGCUGCUGUACGAAAAUCGGCAGACGAGGGGUAAUAGCCCCGUUGCAUUUUCCCAGAUGCGUCAGAUCCGUUUUCGGCAGUAUCGUGGGGCCGAAUCCGUUGAAGGGCGAGAAUACCGGUACUCAGUAUUAUGAAGGCAUCCGUGUACGAGCGACACCCGCACCGAUCACUUAUCCGAGCCAAACUACCGCUGCGGUCGCGACUAAUACACCGAUUCCAGCGGUCAACACAACUCCAGUAAAGGUGCUUCCUGUUCAACAGCGUACAGUCAAGAAUAUAAGUCCCGCACCCGAUAGCACGGCCGCUCCCCAGGUCGAUAGUCCCGCCGCGUCGUCCGGGACGCAAACGACCUCCACUACCCCCGCGUCUCCUAUCCUUAAGGCCCAAUUGUCCGCACCGCCGAAACCCCCGUCCAACAACACCUCGAGCCAGUCCCAAAAUCCAGUGACCAAGGUCGAUUCUAAAAGUCAGGUAUCAGUAUCGCAUCCGCAUCUGAGCCAAGCGUUGCUAGCGAGCGGUUCCCAAACACCGCAACAGCAGCAACAGCCGCAACCACAGCAACAGUCACAAAGUGUCCAGGUAGUUGUUAAGGAAGAUAAUCGAAGUGGCACUACGUCGAGUUCCAUAAUAAAGAGCCUAUUGGCUACUAAGGUAACAGUCAGCAGCGACUGCAUGCCCAGUGCUGUUGCGACUUGUGUGUCUACUCCUACUGCCUGCGUAACAAAUACUACCGCUAGCAUCGCAUCCAGCAUCAGUGCCAACCAGCUAAUAACCAGCAACCAGGUUGCCCAACGUCAGCAACAACAAAGGUUACUGCAACAACAGAUGACGGGCGUAAUGCAACCCGCCGCACCCACAGCCACUCCAGCCACGAUACUCCCAAAGACUCCUGUGAACGCUAAGCAGAAAUCGGCACUCGCACCUAUUCCUGCCAAAAAGAUACAAAGGCUCAACGGGGCCAAGUUUGUUAUGACUAACAACUGCGAGAAGACUGAAGUAAACGAUAACGACAACGCCAAUCAAAUCGUUACAUCUACCACCACCACAGUGAUGGUAAACUCGACUGAAAAUCACAUAUCCUCUUCACCGGCGAAGGUUUGUCGCCCGCCCUUGACAACCACCGUCGCCACCGCUACGCCAAACAAGAUUAAUCAACGCACGACAUAUACUUCCAUUGCUGAGGAUUCGGAUUCUACCAACAACUCGCUGGCGUCGAGUAGCGGCAUCGGCGGCAGCAGGGAUUGUUCCGGCGUCGGCGUCGAGGAGGAGAACAUGUUGACGAGUUUCGAAGGUAUCCUACUUAACGGUGCGCCGGCAAGUAACAAUAAUAUGGAUAUCGACGCGCAGGAGGACGGCUCGUCCAAGGAUUCGUCGAGCGUGAGUUCGAAAGAUAAACCGUUACAGAGUAUGAUGCUAGUUGAUCUGCUAGAGAGAAAAGUCGAUAAGGAGCCGAUACUGAAUGGUGUUCUCGGCAAGAAUUCCAUUAACGAGAAGGAAAUGGAUCUAGUGGAAAAUCACAUUAAGAAAGUAUUAAAGGAAUCUCCUACCGAGUUGAAACUCAAGGCCGAGAUGGAAGGCGGCAACGUCAUACAGAAUGAGGCAUCCGAGGAUACCCUGAUCGAGGCGCCGCGAGGAAUCAAACGAUCAGCCAGUGAAUCAGAUGAAUUAGAUAUCAAGAAGCCGAAAUAUUCCAAUGGCACGAUGUCGCCCGAUCCAGCAGUCGAUUCGACUACAGCGGAAUCCACAGUAUCGAGUAUAAAAUCGGAGGAACAGGACGACGAUAAAGACAGUGAAAAAGCAACAGUUUCCUCCACCGCAGCAAAUCUCUAUGCAGCCUUGGCCGCGGAUUGCAUAGAAGAUGAGACAGAUCUAGAGGAACAAGUAAAUGUUAACAAGGACACGAUAAAGGAAGCAACGGCAUCGACGAUAGCAGCUCCUCUUCCACCUCCUCCUCUACAUGUCAAGACAGAACCGACGCCGACUAUUCUUGUUAAGGAAGAUCCACCGACUCUACACAUCAAGGAAGAGCCUCACAUAUUCAUCAAUCAAAUUACUCAGGCGCCGCAGCCACAACCACCGCUGCCACAUCAACAGCAGCAACAACUCAUAGUGGCGACGCCCAGGCAGAUAGUCGUACAACAAACGAUUCCGACAAAUAAUCAAGUUAUCAUUCCCACCGCAUCGAUGAAGGGAAGACCGCCCCCGACUCAACCUCAAGUGUUACUACAACAGAGCGCAGGUGGGCAGUUGCAAUAUGUAGUGUCCGGUGGUGUACCUGGUCAAAACUAUGUAUUGGCACAGCCGCAAACAGCUCUGGUGCAGGGACAGGCUCAAACCGUUCUCGUGGCGCAGACAACGCAGCAACAGGGAACUGGUACCAAGACGAUCAUCAUAUUGCAACCACAAGCCGCCGCGCAGCCGACCCCACAGAAGAUGGUAGCGGUAACGCCGCAAGGGCAGCAAGUGGUUGUGACGCAAGUGCCACGGCCAAUUUUACAGAGCCCGGCGCUCGGCAACAUUCCACCGCCUCUUGUACCGACGUCCGCUACUAUCCCGCAAGCCUCCAUUAUAGUCAAUAGUUCGGUGGCGCAGGCCAAUCCGAAUACCGUGACUGUUACAAUCCCGGCGAUGGCACAACAAACUCCGGUCUCUACCAGCGUGCCGUCCAGGGUGGUGACUCCCACUCCGGCGUCCACGCCGCCGCCCACGAGACCUACGACACCGCACCAGGCGGCUGCCACGCACGGCGUGUCCGCUGUUAAACCACCAUCCACCACGAAAGUCGUGAAGACAGUGAGUUCGUCGACCUCUACCGAGCCAGAGUCAAAACCUUCCACGAGCCAACAGCAGCAGCAACAACAACCGACGCCGCAAUCGUCACCACAGGAGAGUAAAACUAUCACGAUCAAAAUCGACCCCAACGCUUAUCUGUGCGAAUGGCGAGGCUGUCUUAGACAAUUUAAAACACCGCACGAAGUCUAUCUUCAUGUUUGUGAGGCUCACUGUCCGACCGGUGGCGAGGAGAUAUUGUGUCUGUGGGCGAGUUGCGACGCUCUUAAGAGACGCAGAUUUUCGUUAAUGACGCAUCUUUACGAUAGGCACUGUAACGCGGAUACAAUGUCGAUAAGGAGAAAACAGUUGACGGUGACGGGUAAAACCGAAGUCUCCACGUCCUUACCUUCGACUCCGCAUCAUCCCGGAUAUGCACCCAAUGCCGCAUUUCACGCUAUUAAACGGCACGCUCUGGAAUUCGUUAAUCCUAAGGAGCUAAUGCAGCAGAGGCCGACCAAGCCCGCUGCAGCCACCUCAUCAAGCUCUUCUUCCCCCAGACCUGGGCAAAAUUCUCCACCGGAACAGGAUGACAACGAAGGUCCAGUGACCAAAAGUAUUCGCCUAACGGCAGCUCUCAUUCUUAGGAACCUAGUCAUAUACUCAACACAUGGUAGAAGGCACCUUAGAGCGUACGAGCCCCAUUUGGCAGGCGUGGCAUUGAGCAACGUCGAAUCAUCGAGAACGAUCGCACAAGUCCUAUAUGACAUGAAUGACCAGAGUAGCAGUAGCCAUAAUAGGUGACCUCUUGAAUCAGGCCUCUAAGAGCUCUUUUAAUCUCAUGAGCAGCGAUCAACUUACAUUAUUUCGAAUUAUGCGGUACGGGGGAAACGAACAUAUAAGUUUAUAAUCGUGUUUGCUGUGCUGACACGUGCACAUGAAUGUGUACGUACGUGCGUGUGUAGUACGUGCCCAUAAGAUUUGAAAAAUUGGGACUAGAGGAGAUGGUAUCGAGGAUAAAUGUUCCAUAUAUAGAAAAAAGAGGCCUAUAAACUUACUAGGCAAAAUACUUUGCCAAUUUUAGAUUAUAACAUGAACUGUACUAGUGAAACACAAAACAAAGACAUUUAGUUAAAAUCAAUGCGGAAAAGUGAUAUGUGUUUGCGAGAGAGGGAGAGAAAGAAAAUACGAAAAAAGCGAGCAAAUAAGUAAAGAGAUAGCAUGUAUGUGUAUGUAUUGUGUGUGCGCGCGUAUGUUGUGUGUGAAAGAGAUGAUAUAUUUCACAGAUUUAAUAUUAAUAUUUAUUUUCUCAACAAGAAAUAUGGAAAAAGUGUUUUUAGUGAACAUGUACAAAAAAUAACGAAGAAGAUACUUUAUGAACGUUAUA